AUGCCUUUCAACACCGCAUUGACACGCAAGCUGGGAAUUACAGUCCCGAUCAUUCAAGGGGGUAUGCAAUGGGUCGCUGUUGCGGAGCUCGCGUCUGCAGUCAGCAACGCCGGUGGACUGGGUAUACUCAGUGCACUCACGCAUAGUACUCCUGAUGACUUGCGAAGAGAAAUCCGGAAAUGUCAGUCCAUGACUAAGAAACCCUUCGGGGUGAAUCUCACGCUACUCCCCUCUCUCAACCCCCCGGAUUACGCUGCCUACGCGCGUGUGAUAGCAGAGGAAGGGGUGAAAAUCGUCGAAACUGCAGGGCACAAUCCAGGACCUAUCAUCGCACAACUAAAGAAGGCGAACAUUCUCAUACUACACAAAUGCACUACAAUUAGACAUGCGAAAUCGGCCAUCAAACUGGGUGUGGAUUUCCUUUCUAUCGACGGCUUUGAAUGUGCCGGUCACGUCGGCGAGCAUGAUUUGACAAGCUUCAUACUCCUUGGGCGCGCCAGACAAGAGCUUACGGUCCCAUUCAUUGCGUCAGGUGGGUUCGCAGAGGGGCGGGGACUGGCUGCUGCUCUGGCACUUGGCGCAGAGGGUAUAAAUAUGGGAACUCGGUUCUUGUGUACGGCCGAAUCUCCUAUCCACCAGAAGAUUAAGGAGGCUAUUGUCCAUGCGCAGGAGACGGAUACUACGUUGGUUAUGCGACGUUGGAGGAAUACGAGUCGUUACUUUGCGAACACUGUCACCGAGCCUGUGUUGAAAAUUGAAAAGGAGUCGCCGUCAGGCGAGUUCUCGGAGAUUGCGCCAUUCGUUAAUGGUCAGCGUGGACGACAGGUGUUUCUAAACGGGGAUAUUCAUCAUGGAGUAUGGACGGUUGGACAGGCUAUUGGAUUGAUCCAGGAUAUUCCGACGUGUAAAGAGCUAGUACGUCGUAUCGAACGGGAUUCAGUGUUGGCAAUUGAGGGCGUCCACAAACUUUACCAUGAUCGACCGUUGCAGAGCAAGUUAUGA
Messenger RNA from Aspergillus oryzae RIB40, 1002 nucleotides. RefSeq names its product NAD(P)H-dependent flavin oxidoreductase. The coding region runs from base 1 to 1002 and encodes 333 amino acids. The record is from RefSeq and is a predicted model, not a curated record. NCBI's taxonomy places the organism in Eukaryota, Fungi, Ascomycota, Eurotiomycetes, Eurotiales, Aspergillaceae. Gene Ontology annotation, molecular function: nitronate monooxygenase activity. The transcript has 4 exons.